AUGGCCUCCAAUAUCCUCCAGCUGCCUUUUCGGCGCACCCACACCGUUUCCCUCUCCGAUGCCAUCACGCAGUACAUCUCUUCCAAAUAUGACCAGCGCCCGGACAUGUUCGCAGACGAUCUUAUGGUCCUCGAUCGCCUGCGAACGGAGGCCGUCAAUGUGCAGGAACCUCAUGUCAGCGGGAUCAGCAGGCUGGUGACUUAUGCCGCGCAGUUGAAGUGGUUAGGCGGAAAGUUCCCAGUCGAUGUCGGUGUGGACUUCGCCUGGUAUCCUGCUUCGGUUUUAAUACAUCGAGGCCGAAAUAAUCUUCGUUUCGAAAUUGCAAACAUCCUCUUCAACCUAGCCGCCCUCUACUCCCAGCUCGCAUACUCCCUAAACCGAACGACAUCCGACGGGCUCAAGCAGGCAUGCAAUUACUUCUGCCAAGGAGCGGGUGUCCUCGCGCACCUACGCAAAGAUAUUAUCCCCGACCUCCGCUCCUGUCCUCCCGAAGAUAUGGAUGAGAUGACUUUGCAGAGUCUGGAAGAGCUCUUGCUUGCGCAGGCGCAAGAAUGCUUCUGGCAGAAGGCAGUCAAGGACGGCCUUAAGGACGCUUCGAUUGCUCGACUGGCCGCCAAGGUCUGCGAUUUCUAUGCGUCAGCUGGCGACUAUGCUGUCAAGUCAAACGCCAUCAGCACCGACUGGAUCCAUCACAUGACAGCCAAGCAUUAUCAUUUCGCGGCUGCGGCGCAGUAUCGGCAGUCGCUAGACUGCUUGGAGAAACGGAAGUAUGGCGAAGAGGUGGCGCGAUUACGGGACAGCCUACAGUGUGUGAAUGAAGCUCUCAAAGAGUCGAAAUGGAUCAACCGUGUUGUGCUGGGCGACUUGAAUGGGCUCAAGAACCGCGUCACCGAGGACCUGAAACGAGCUGAGAAGGAUAAUGAUAUCAUCUACCUGAAUCCUGUUCCGCCAAAGUCCGAGCUGAAGUCCAUCGAUCGCGCAUGCAUGGUAGCUGCAAAAGCUCCGGUCCAGGUGACGGAUGCUAUAUCCAUGCUUGGAGAGAAUGGACCACUUGGUCAGCCGCUCCUUGCCAAGUUGGUCCCUUACGCUGUCCACGUCGCGGCAAGUAUCUAUUCGGACCGUCGUGACCGGUUGGUGAACGAGAACAUCAUUGGAGAGCUGGAGUCAAUGACGGACAAACUCAGGGAUCUUCUACAGUCCUUGAAUUUGCCCGGCUCCCUGCAAGCCUUGGAAAAACCCCUUGGUCUGCCAUCCACUCUCGUAUCCCAUGCGGAGGAAGUACGCCAGCAGGAUGGGUUAAAUCGCUUGCGGCGGUCUUUGGAGGAUAUAGCCAAAAUCAAGGCUAACGAUAAGGCCAUCUAUACGGAGGGUGUGGAUCUUUUGUCUGCUGAAAAGGAAGAAGACGAUCGGGCUCGUACAAAGUAUGGGACGGACCGUUGGACGAGAGAGCCUUCAGAAGUUGCCGGGCAGAAGAUCUAUGCGACCGCGGGUGAGAUCAACGGCUACUUCACCUCUGCGCAGAGCUCUGACGAGCUCGUCCAGGAAAAAUUGCGAAACGCGGAGCCAGUGCUUAGGGUACUCACGGGGACCAAUCGAGAUUUAGAGGCUCGCUCACCUAUUUCUCCAGACCCGGCAUUGCUCAAAGAGACAGCCCGUCUCGAGCGAGAAUUUCCCAUGCAACCAAUUGAAGCAAGUCAGUUUGAGAGUCUCUUCGAGGAGCAUUUGCACCUGUAUGACUCGGAUUUGGAGAUGUUGGCGCAGGAGCGGGACGAACAGGAACAGAUUGCGGCGCAAGUGCAGGAAGCGAAUCGAGCCUUUGUCAAGGCCCGAAAGGGCGACUCCUCGACCAAGGAACGUGAGAAGGCAUUGCAAGAGCUGGAGAACGGGUAUUCGAAAUACAAAGAGCUCAUCUCCAACAUCGAAGUCGGGAGGAAGUUCUAUAACGACCUGGCCAAGAUUGUUGUGAGAUUCAGGGACGACUGCAAGGCCUUUGUGCAACAACGGCGCAUGGAGGCGAGCCAGCUAGAAAAUGAUAUCACCAGCGCCGCUGCGAUGGCCUCGCUGAACAUCUCACGUCGCUCUUCGUACCAGCAGCCAACAGCAGCAGCAACGACAACAGCAGCAACCCAUCAUCCUUCCCCAUAUACUCAGGCACCGGCUCCUCCUCCUCCCGCUGCUCCCCAACCCCAGGUCCAACCCCAACAACCGACGCCGCAGCCACAGCCGCAAACUCAGCCUCAAGUCCCUCCUCCUCGAAACGCCCAGGAACCUCUGAAAGCACCGCAGCCGACCCGAGCCAAUAUGGCACCUCCACCAGUCGCAUCGGCAGGGAUCUGGUCCCCGGAAAUGGGGAUCCGGUUUGCAGGACCGCAACCGACGCCCAGCGCACCGCAAGGUCAGGGUCGGGGUCAAGGUCAAGGCCAGGGCCCGGGCCCGACAGCACCAGGGACACCAGGGAUAUGGGAUCCUACCCGUGGAGUCCGAUUUUCGUGA
Rasamsonia emersonii CBS 393.64 is the source of this 2493-nucleotide messenger RNA. RefSeq names its product pH signal transduction protein PalA. The record is from RefSeq and is a predicted model, not a curated record. Gene Ontology annotation, cellular component: endosome. The transcript is spliced from 7 exons. The coding region runs from base 1 to 2493 and encodes 830 amino acids. Gene Ontology annotation, molecular function: protein binding. Lineage: Eukaryota; Fungi; Ascomycota; Eurotiomycetes; Eurotiales; Trichocomaceae.